Exophiala oligosperma is the source of this 1474-nucleotide messenger RNA. RefSeq lists its product as uncharacterized. The record is from RefSeq and is a predicted model, not a curated record. The transcript has a single exon. NCBI's taxonomy places the organism in Eukaryota, Fungi, Ascomycota, Eurotiomycetes, Chaetothyriales, Herpotrichiellaceae. The coding region runs from base 226 to 1374 and encodes 382 amino acids. Gene Ontology annotation, biological process: sphingosine biosynthetic process. Gene Ontology annotation, cellular component: intracellular membrane-bounded organelle; cytoplasm; membrane.
CUGAAAGAAUGACAUCUCCAUGAAAUAAAUCACUAAAGUAAAGCGAAACCUCGGAGCAUUUGCCUAGAGAUUAACAACUCUUCGAAUGGUAGCGAAAUACCCGUAGGAUGGCUUCAUCGUGAGGUCGCACAGUGAAACCUACUGAACACCGGGACGGUUCACCAUCAAAUAUCACGCGGAGUAUUUGAGACCCUUCUCUUCACAUUUACAUCUCAUACGACAAGCAUGGCUGCUGCGAUCCAUCUACCUCUUCACCUACGCAGUGACCGUGAGGUUCACGUGGUCAUCUCGAUCCUGUCCGGCCAGAGGAAAGCCCAGCAAUACUACGACGAGACGCUCAAACCUUUCCUGGACGACCGCGAGAUCAAGCACAGCACUCAUACGACCAAGUCAGCCAAAACCAUCUCCGAGCUGACAACGAGUUUGUUCCUGCCAAAUGCUGUCAAGGGAGUCAAACAGACCAUCAUCCUCCUUUCGGGGGACGGGGGCGUCGUGGACAUUGUGGACACCCUCACCUCUGUACUGAACCGAAGCAGCAAUGACCCCCGACUACCGUCGGUGUUUAUCAAGCCGGUGAUUGCCCUCGUACCCAUGGGCACGGCCAACGCGCUGGCCUGGAGUUCAAGGGUCGCUGGGGACCCGCUGAAUACCAUGUUGACGAGCAGUCCUCCAAAGUCACUGCCGACCUUUCAAGCUCGGUUCAGCCCGGGCGCCAGACUAGUGGUUGACGAGGGACGAGGCCGAGACGCUCUGGCGGCAGCAGCAGCAGCCUCGGAAGACGACGACGACGACGACCACGAGAGUAUCAUGUACGGCGCGGUUGUGUUCAGCUGGGGCCUACACGCGAGCCUUGUGGGGUUGAGUGACACCACAGAGUACCGCAGACACGGUCUACAGAGGUUUCGCAUGGCCGCCGAGCAGCUCCUCAAGGACGACCACAAGUACAGAGGAAAGGUGAAAUGGAGGAAAGCGGAUGAUGGGAGUGGAGAGUGGAAAGACCUGGGCGCUGGGCUCGAACACUCUUAUGUGCUUGCUUCACUGGUCUCGAACCUCGAGGAAACGUUUCAGAUUUCCCCGGCGACGAAGCCGGUCGAUGGUACACUGCAUCUGGUACACAUCGGCCCUGAACCUGCCUCGGAAAUCAUGCGCAUCUUGGGGAUGGCGUACCAGUCUGGUCAGCACGUCACCGACCCCAAGGUCACGUACGAGGAUAUCGAGGGUCUGAGGAUCGAGUUCGAUGAAGACGACGAACAAUGGAGGCUGAUCUGUGUCGACGGCAAGAUCAUCGCCCCGGCUAAAGGCGGAUGGGUCGAGAUGACCAAGAUCCCGGCCUCAGGUGUUGAUGGACGGCGAGUGGUCGAGCUUGUUUGUUAGAACUUCAAGCCUGGCUUCCACGGGCUGGCAACGAUGCUCAUGAUAAACAGGCAAUAUGUCAACUUGAAGAAUGUGCUCAUAAGAAAAGCUACUCAAUCAG